GCAUGUGGCAUGUUCGGCUGCGGGCUGCCGUUGUUCUGGGCAACACCAUUGUCAACGAGCUUGACGAGGACGAGUACUAUCUUCAAGAGAGGGGUUCACAAUUUUUGUUCACUAUUACCAUUCCAUUCCUCCACUAGAUCGCCAGCCGGCGUACCGUCCUUUGAUAAGGCUCUGGGGUAGAAAGAGCGGGCAACGUUCGACCUAGAAGUCGUUGGCCUUGUCAUUCAUUCUCUUUCAUUCAUUCUCACGUCAUUCCGGUGCCCACAGAUGCAGAUAAUGUUGAGGUAGCGACUCUGAGGAGCACGCCGCGCAGCAAUGUCGUUUGCCAGCACGCCUGUGACUCGCACCCUAGUGCUAGGCCUGGUAGGGUCUUCCAUUGCGGCCAGCCUCUUCGACAUCAAGCACUACUUCUACAUCUCGAUCGGCACCCACAUCCUACAGUACCGCCAAACAUGGCGUGUGUUGAUUUGGCAGUUGUGCUACACCAACUCGUCCGAGGUGCUGUUUGCCGCCAUGACCCUGUAUAACCUGAGGGUGGUUGAGCAGCAAUGGGGCUCGAGGAAAUACGCUUCGUUCAUCCUCGUCUCGGGACUUCUCACUUCCAUCAUCCCGCCACUUGUUUUGACGGCAACUCUCCGGCCUUUAAGCUGGGGUGUCUUCGACUUCUUGCCUGCCGGACCUACCCCUAUUAUCUUUGCCAUCUUGGCACAGUACCAUGCCAUGAUCCCGCACAUUUACAAGUACAAAGUUGCGCUCAGCACGGGUGCCCCGACCGACAACGCGGCCGACUCCGGGCUGACGUUCUCGGACAAGUCGACCAAGUACCUGAUGGCACUCCAACUGGCACUGUUCCAGUGGCCUGGCUCCGUCCUUGGGGCAGCGGUGGGCUGGAUGGUGGGGCAGGCGUGGCGCAGUGAACUUCUCCCGGGAGCGCUUACGCGCUGGCGCGUGCCGGCGUGGCUUGUGGGAAUGAGGAGUCCGAAGAGCAGUGAGCGGUUCGAAGGGAUGCGGAGGAGACUCGAGAGCGAAGGCGCUUCUACCGGCGCUGCUUCGGGGGCCCAGCAGCAGCCCGGAGGCGAAGGCAACAGGCGCAGGACCAUGGGGCAGCAGCUUCUUGAUGAGGUACGGGGGGCGUUUUGAGAGCCAGGACGCAGACUUACUGGGCUUGUUGGUUCUGUGCGGUUCCUACCUAUCAAACGUUCCAUUCUUGUCCGUUGUGCAUACAUAUAAGCGAGACUGCAUCAAACAUCACUGGGAUACCGUAUCCGGAGAUUCACACUGGAAUUGCAUCUGCUCGUGAAUCUUGCUGGCCAGCUUUCAGCCCGAGUGCUGC
Molecule: messenger RNA, 1333 nt
Organism: Chaetomium strumarium
Lineage: Eukaryota; Fungi; Ascomycota; Sordariomycetes; Sordariales; Chaetomiaceae
Exons: 2
Coding region: 316-1140 (274 amino acids)
Biological process (GO): retrograde vesicle-mediated transport, Golgi to endoplasmic reticulum
Cellular component (GO): membrane
Molecular function (GO): serine-type endopeptidase activity
Source: RefSeq, a predicted model, not a curated record